AUGGAUGCUCCUAUCCGCCGCGUGAUCACCUCCCACGAUUCCAAAGGCAAAGCCUACUUCUCCUCGGACGACAUUCUAACGCCCUACGACCCAACCACGGCACCCGACUUCAAGACUCCAGCCCCAGAUGCAGGCUUUGGCGUGAUUCAAAUCCACCGAUCGCGCGGGUUUCCGGCUGACAACAUGCUCCCGCUAGCUGAUCCACACAAGACCCUUGUUCCGCUGGCAGAUACGAAAGGGCCCUCUUGUCGCAUUUUGGAUUUGUACCCAGCUGAAAAGGGAUGGAUGCAUCGUACCUUGAGCUUGGACUACUUUGUUAUUCUCACUGGUACUGUCGGCUUCAUUACCGAUGGUGGCGCAGAGAAGAUCCUCAAGCCGCACGAUGUUAUUGUUUGCAGGGGAACGAACCAUGAGUGGGUUAACCGGGGGAAGGAUGUUGCUAGGAUCUUUGGUGUGGUUGUACCCAGUCAAGAAAUUGUGACGGAAGAUGGCGAGAGAUUGGAGAAGACGCCUGCAGGCCCUAUCUUUGAUCCCGAGGAGGAUUGA
Molecule: messenger RNA, 546 nt
Organism: Penicillium longicatenatum
Lineage: Eukaryota; Fungi; Ascomycota; Eurotiomycetes; Eurotiales; Aspergillaceae
Product: cupin domain-containing protein
Exons: 1
Coding region: 1-546 (181 amino acids)
Source: RefSeq, a predicted model, not a curated record